This is a messenger RNA of Exophiala bonariae, 3570 nucleotides long. RefSeq lists its product as uncharacterized. Gene Ontology annotation, biological process: wybutosine biosynthetic process; tRNA methylation. The record is from RefSeq and is a predicted model, not a curated record. Lineage: Eukaryota; Fungi; Ascomycota; Eurotiomycetes; Chaetothyriales; Herpotrichiellaceae. The transcript has 5 exons. Gene Ontology annotation, molecular function: tRNA methyltransferase activity; protein binding. The coding region runs from base 1 to 3570 and encodes 1189 amino acids.
AUGACAUCGCCGGUCAAUGCUCCAGCCAUGGAGCCUGAUGAUGAGAUCGCUAUGGAGAGAAAUGCUGGCCUCAUUAUGGGUACCAAUAAUAGCAGCAUCGUCUCCAAGCGGAGUGUGGAGAAGUUAUAUCUUCCUCAGCCUCAUUUCUAUCGAUACUUCGUGAAGAAGCCUCAACGAAGGUCGCCUACUAUCAAUCGUGGCUACUGGCUCCGGAUGAGAGCGAUCGACUGGGUCGUCAGACAAUUCCUGGAGAGACCUUCAUCACAGAGAAAAGUCAUCCUAAACUUAGGAUGUGGUUAUGACCCUAUUCCAUUUCAAUGGCUCGCACAAUAUCGCGAAAUAUGCGAUAACACGAAGUUCAUCGACAUUGAUUUUAAAGAACUCAUGCUCAGUAAACGAGAAAUCAUCCUCAACACCCCGAAGAUGAAGGACUUACUCUCGAAUCCAACGGCAUCCACUGGCAAUGAUGUUUUGAUAGACAGCGAAGAAUAUGCCGCUAUUGGGUGUGAUCUGCGGAACCCGAGGAGAUUAGAGCGGCUCCUCAAAACUGUUGCUGAUAUUGAUCAAUGCCUGGUCCUAUGUGUAGCCGAAGUCAGCAUCACAUAUAUGUCUGUGGAAGACUCAGAUGCCCUCAUUGCGUGGACGACGACUCUAUCUCCUGACGUCACAUUCUGCCUUUUGGAACAACAAUCCCCGGAUAGGGCCGACAACCCUUUUACGGCGACGAUGCUCAAACACUUUGCGAAGCUCAACACACCUCUUCGCUCCGUCUUAACUUAUCCUGGGUGCCAUACACAGAUCUUGCGUUUCCAAACAGCAGGUUAUCUUCAGACUGAAGUGCAAAACUUGUGGGAGUUAUGGGCAGAUCCCAGGUUCUUAUCACCGACGCAAAGAAUGUCACUAGAUGAAGUUGAACCAUUUGAUGAAUGGGAAGAAUUCGCCUUGUUUGCAUCGCAUUACUGUUUGAUAGUUGCACAAACUGGCCCUGAGCCACUGAUACCAGAACAACCAAAGUCAAGAAGAGCAUCAAUUGACAGUUUUGCAUCAGAUAUGAGUACUCGCACCGUCUCACCGUAUGGGCGUCAAAGUCAAUGGUUCGCCUACACGUAUUCGCAAAACCCCGAGAAAGAAGGAAGAACUCAUCAUGCUUCAGCAUUUUUCAUUCCAAACGAAGACGCGGUUGGAAUCUUUGGUGGUAUUGGUCAACAGAACAGACUCUCGACGACUUCAGUUUACACCUCUGCUGAUAACAAGGACAUGGUCUUUCCUGUAUUACCUCCCGAGGAUAUUGGUGCAAGAUCCUGCCACACCAUCACUACAUUGGGCAACGACCAAAACAUCCUCGUAGGUGGUCGCGCAUCGCCGUCAGCGCCCAUGAGAGACUGUUGGUUGCAGACUGGUCCUAAGUGGCAACGUAUACAGGAUCUUCCAGAACCUCGGUUUCGACAUAGAGCUUGUGCCGUUGUCCUUCCGCACAAUCAAUACGGUGUUGUUAUUUACGGGGGAAGGACUUCUCCGACCAAAGUCGCGAUUGACGUUCUCUUAUGGGAUCAUCAAAAUGGUUGGCAGAAGCUGAAAUCUCUACGCGGCGACCCGAUGCCACGAUUCGGUGCCAGCUUUGUUCGAUUGGGCUACAAUCAUGGUCUACUAUUUGGUGGCAUGAGACAAGAUGGGGUCAUAUGUCAAGGCCUGUGGCGGUGGAGGUUGACCAUCAGAGACAACGUUGUUGCUGGAAUCAGCUUCAAGACCUCUUCAGCUCUGGACACUUCUGCUGGCGUCUUUCCCUGGCUCGCACGACUAGGAGCGUCGUAUAGUGUGAUCAGGAAUGAGCUUCUCCUUAUAGGCGGCGUUGCAAAACAGGGCUGUAUUCCGAAGGAUUACGAAAUUUUAUCCAUUCUCGGCAGUUUCUCUGCCUUCGGUGAAUAUGAGAAAGAGAUGGACUUACGAGUCGCAUGUGUGAUCCCAAAGAAGGACCCAGAUGUUCCUCGUCCAUUUCUGAUCGGACAUAGCACACACCGCACUACGAAAGAAACCACCAUCAUCAUAGGCGGAGGUGCAGUCUGCUUCAGUUUUGGUGCAUACUUCAAUCCAGGCUGCUGGCUCUUAUAUGAUCGCGAAGCUGGAGUGAGCUCCAAUUGGGCACUUCUCAAGCCCAAUUCAUCCAAGGCUACCAAAAAGCCGGCCCGGAAAGAGGGCGUAAUCCAUGCGCCCACCUUGGUCGACAGCGUGUCUCCAUUAGAGAGCAACUUCCUCACCAUCCUAAGAGAGGGAAAACCGCGACUAUUGACUGGGCUAGAUCUAGGACCUUGUAUAAAUCUAUGGACACCAUCUUACCUUCUCUCCAAGAUAUCGUCAUCUCAAAACAUCGUUGUCCACUCCGCCAAAAGCAGGUCGAUGAAUUUCCAGAGGAAAGAUUUUUCCUACACAACACUUACAUUCCACAACUUCAUAAAAAUCCUCGAAAGCAAUCCAGAUGCACACCUCUACCUACGCUCAUUAUCCGGCACGAAUCCAACCCAGUCGCCCGCCAAUUUCGCCGACGAUUGGCCCUCCAUCGCCGACGACGUCCACCUCGACCCGUGUCUAGACUUCAUCCGCAGGAACAAACACAGCAGUCCUCUCCGCAUCAGCGCAAAUGUGAACAUGUGGCUCCACUACGACGUGAUGGCCAACGUGCUGUUCCAAAUCCGCGGCACGCGAAAACUCAUCCUCUUCCCACCAGAAGAUAUCAAACACCUUGCAUUCCCUGCCGGGUCUACGACCUCAACUCUCGACAUCCUCGAGCCGUCUCAACACCCAGGGAGAGGAGAAGACCAACUAAAACCGAUACCGGACACUCACCCACACAUCGCAAUCUUACGACCAGGAGAUGCGCUAUUCAUCCCGCCACUCUGGUCUCACACCGGAACCCCUUUGCCUGUGGUACCCAACACGCCGGCGACUCCAGCCUCACCACCACCACCUCCACAGCUAACCCCGGAUCCAACUCCAACCACAAGUUCAACAGCAGCCAACGACCCAGCAAACUCACACAUCAACAUCUCGCUGAACGUCUUCUUCCGCAGCCUGUCAUCGAGCAAAUACCCCGCCGGCCGCGACGUCUACGGUAACCGCGAUCUAGCCGCAUACGAGGACGGCCGACGUGAUCUGGAGAGGAUCGUUCGGCGCUUCAUCUCCCACGCCGCCAAUGCCAACAACAACACCACAAACAGCAAAGCGAUACCACAUCACCCAGCGACAAAACCCGAAGCAAAAAUCUCCACGGCGAACAACCCACGACAGGAAAACGGGACCGCCGCCCCUGCACCUGGCCCUACCCCUACCACCCCCGCCAUACACAUCCAAACACCAUCGUCAGGAGCAGAUGUCAAAGACCAAGACCAGACCGGAGACUCUACCAUACAAGCCAACUCGAGCGCCAGCACCAGCGCCAGCGCCAGCGCCGCCGUCAACGACAACGACAACAACGAGGACGAAUCGCUCUUCGGCGAAGGCAUUCCGAAAGCGCUGACGAAAGCGUAUCUGGAGCGACUGGCCGACGAGUUGCGGGAGCGCGCCGAACGACUAUGA